CCUAUAACCUAGUGAUCGACAUUAUCGUUAGGCUAUAGGUAUGGAAAAAUAUCUCUGAGACCUUUUUAUUUUUAUUAAUAAAAUACAUAUUCGACAGAAAAAAGAUGGCGAUAGAAAAAGACGACUCAAGAUCUAGGUUUUUAGAUGGCGGCACUCGAUUGGAUUUGGGGAUUCUGCAAGGUUUUUUCAGGGGUUAACAAGGAUCUUCAUCAGGAUCAUGUCUCUCUUAUAUUGCGCGAGGAAAGGAAGCGUUCAUGGGACAGGGAAGAGGAUGGAAAACGAAUCAAGUAGACCGGGUACGAGCUUGAAAAGGAUUCGACGAUUUGCGAUUCAAUUGCAGAUAAGGGUCUCUCUUUGGGAUUCUAUGGAAAUUGAAGGAAAGAUCGGAUCUUUGGGAUUCGCGAUGAACGGGAAUACAGAGGAUCUAAAGGCGAUAAUGGGUUUCAGAGAGGAUAUGGAAUGUUGGAGGCAAUCAUCAUUUGAGCAAGAGGAACCUGGUGUAGUAAGUUACGAUCAAUGGAUGUCCUUAUACCCCUCGAACAAAUCAUCACUGGAAAAGGAAGCUAAGAAUAACACUUUCUUUACGGUCUGGUGGGUUAAAAGUAUUGAAGUUGUACAAGCACAAAGUAUAGGCUUGAGUGGCCAGCUUGCUCUGUUUACUCGUACGGACUUAACAGGUGUAGCCAAGCUGGAUAUGCCUACUAUAGCUCUGCAGCCUAUAUACACAACUUGUAUAUUACAACGGGACAUAGAGAAAACAAAGAAAGAAAAAAUGGAUCAAAGUUUGUACAGCAAGUGCUUGGUUAUUUUGUCAGUAAUGGGGAUGAUCGGAACAUCAUCUGCGGCAUAUGCUGGGGGCCCGUGGCGCCGUGCCUCAGCCACCUUUUACGGGGAUGAAACUGCCCGCGAAACCAUGGGUGGGGCUUGUGGCUAUGGCAACCUAUGGAACAGCGGCUACGGUGCAGCCACGUCGGCAUUAAGUACAGUGCUGUUCAACGAUGGUUACUCGUGCGGUCAGUGUUUCCAAAUAAGGUGUGUGUCGUCGCCUAACUGCUACUACGGUUCACCAGCCACCGUGGUGACUGCAACCAACAUAUGUCCACCGAAUUGGGGUCAAAAUUCCAACAACGGUGGGUGGUGUAAUCCGCCACGUGCCCAUUUUGAUCUGACUAAACCGGCUUUCAUGAAAAUCGCAAAUUGGAAGGCUGGUAUCAUCCCCAUCUCAUACCGGAGAGUGGCUUGCAAAAGGACUGGAGGAAUAAGGUUCAAAUUUGAAGGAAAUGGAUAUUGGCUUCUUGUGUACGUGAUGAACGUAGGUGGUGCUGGCGAUAUAAAGACCAUGGCCGUUAAAGGUAGCCGCACGAACUGGAUCAACAUGAGCCACAACUGGGGAGCUUCGUACCAAGCUUUCUCUUCUCUCUAUGGCCAAUCUCUCUCGUUUAGACUCACCUCCUACACCACUCGUCAGACCAUUUACGCUUGGAAUGCUGCUCCGGCUAGCUGGAGCGCCGGCCAGACCUACAAGAGCAAUGCUAAUUUCAGCUGAUUCGAUUGAAAAGGACAAAGUUACGGUUUUACUCUUUGUAAUCUUGAGGCAGAUCGAUCGAGGGGAUAUCUAAUUUUUAAUAACUCGAUUUGAUUGUAUGUAGUGGUAACUAAUUCUUGUGUAUUUUGUUUUGUCCAUCAAUGGUUAUGAGAAAAAGGAUGUCUCGUUAAUUGGCUUCAACGAGACAAAUUGUUGAACCCUUCGUGUUUAAAUUUUGUUUUUUUCGUUUUGA
Molecule: messenger RNA, 1778 nt
Organism: Brassica napus (rape)
Lineage: Eukaryota; Viridiplantae; Streptophyta; Magnoliopsida; Brassicales; Brassicaceae
Product: expansin-A18-like
Exons: 6
Coding region: 218-1546 (442 amino acids)
Biological process (GO): plant-type cell wall organization
Cellular component (GO): extracellular region
Source: RefSeq, a predicted model, not a curated record